Molecule: messenger RNA, 2061 nt
Organism: Kluyveromyces lactis
Lineage: Eukaryota; Fungi; Ascomycota; Saccharomycetes; Saccharomycetales; Saccharomycetaceae
Gene: DSF2
Product: Dsf2p
Exons: 1
Coding region: 1-2061 (686 amino acids)
Molecular function (GO): protein binding
Source: RefSeq, a predicted model, not a curated record
AUGAGCAUUGAACAUUUUUCCCCGUUGGAUGGUCUUCAGAAGCGGACAGGCACCCGAUCUGACCUAAUGGGGCUGCAGCAUGAGAACGUAUCUGUGAUAAGUUUUGAUUCAAUUCAGACGACAGGGAGAUUAUUAGAUAAGUUGGACUUAAGUGCUGAGGAAGAACUGUUGUUGCAGAAAGCUUUGGAGGAAAGUGAUCAAGAGAAGCAACGCGAAGAGACAUCAAAAGUGAAUAGACAGAAACCAUCCGUAUGUCUUCCAGCAUCAGGUUUCCUUUCGUUGAGGCAUUCUUCAGGACACUCCGGUUUCAGUCACCGACGCAUCUCUAGUACCGGCUCGACACCAAUGAUUUCUGAAGAUACCAAGAGAGAAACUUCAAAGGCAAUAGCUGUAGAGAACAACGUGGCAGAUCUGAGAUAUUCUUAUAUAACAGUGGAGGAACAUGAUGACGACGAGGUACAAUCACAAGUGACUGAGUUAUCGGGAGCCAGUAAUGGUGUGGAAAAGGGGACUGUUACAUCUGCAUCGAAUGGUGUGAAGCCGAACACGUCAUCUGAUCAGCCAAUAAACAUAGAGAAGUUUCGCUUCAAGAAACAUGAACCAGUUCGAUAUAACGUUACCCCAGCGAUUACUGAUAUGAUGUUUUCUCCUUAUAAUAAAUACGAAUUUGGAACACCUGUAAACACCCCAUCACACACCCCCAAGACGAGCCUGUCUUCCAUUGUAUUAAACCAUCCCUCAACACAAUCAUCAUCCGAGAGUGAGCAAUCUAAUGGUCUAGUCAACGGGUUUCAAACACCAAAGAAGAGUACCGCGUCCAACUCAUUCCUUUCGUUCCCGUUCGAGGUUUCAACACCACCUAGCAAGGACUUUAAGAAAGGGCACCAAUCGAAGAAAUCAUCAUCAUUUUCAUUUAAGAAUUUGUUCAAAUCACCAAAGGUAAGUCAUCACCAACCUGAAACUCCAAUAAAUGAUUAUUCAUCGCCAAUGAGCAACAAGACGAUUGUGGAUACUCCUGGAAAAUCUACUUCCGUACCAAAUACACCGACAUCUAAGUUCAAGUUCCCACAUCAGCUCAAUCUUGGUGAAGAAAAUGAACGCUAUGACAAGGAAGAGAACACUGUCUCACUUUAUAAGGACAAGAAUGAAUCACAAACUACGAAUGUAAAUCAAAGCACCAAUCAUAAACGUAGUCUCUCCAAAGGAAGAGGAAUCUUUUCGCAUAUCACUCAUGCAAAUAAUCAAAGAUCUGAACCACAAACAUCAUCCUCUUCGAGCUCCAAACAGAGCUCAGGGUCUGCUUCGAGAUCACAACAUAGUUAUAAAAUGUUAUUGGAUCCAAGGCCAACGAUUUUACCAGUAACCACUUUAGGUGGUAGAAAACCUUCUACAACCUCUUCCUCGUCCAAUUCAUCUACUGCAUCUAGGAACGACCGUGAACCUGUCGUCCAACCAUCAUCUACAUCACAAGGUGAACUAGUGCAGAGAAAUAACUCUAACAAACGUCUCAUUGCAAAACAACGAAUCAAUAUUGCCAUUGAAUUAAGAAACAAAGGUGACCUGAAAGGGUCAACUGCACAUCUCAAAGAAGCGUGUAAAUUGGAGGACAGAACAGCUUUUUUGCUGUAUGGUCUUGCCUUAAGAUACGGGUCUGGUACCGAAAUCGAUUUACACGAAUCAUUUAACUGGAUUAGAGGUGCAACGGGUAUCAAGGAUUUCAAAACCAGCGUAUUACAUGCAAAUAUAGAUCCAUUUGAGAUACGUGAACCGCUUCCAUCUCUACAGAAUGACGCAGCUGCCCCCGCUCUGUACGAAUGUGGUAUAGCUUAUAUGAAGGGAUACGGUGUCACUGCUCAUGAAUGGAAGGGUCUGAAAUGUUUGGAAUAUGCAGCAUCGUUGGGACACGUUGAUUCUAUGUGUUUAUGCGGUACCAUUUGGUCAAAGACGACUCCAAAUAGGAAAAAAGAUUUAAGACGAGCAGCUAAAUGGUUCAGACUCGCAAAGGAUCAAGGAGCAGAUCUAAUUGGAGCAGACUGGAUCUAUAAAACGGACUAUCUAUAG